AUGGGUAUUCUCAACGACGACGCCGUUUUAAUCGAGCCGGGUAAAAACUCCGGCGAUCCCAGCAUCGUUACCGUCAAUUGUCCUGAUGAAUCCGGUCUUGGUUCCACUCUCUGUCGAAUCAUCCUCGAAUUUGGUCUCUCCAUUACCAGAGCUGAUUUUUCAACAGAUGGAAGAUGGUGUUAUAUUGUGUUUUGGGUGAUUCCAGAUUCUCCUGCUAAAGUCGAUUUAGACAGCUUAAAGAAUCGUCUCUUAUCUGCUUGUCCAUCUUGCUUAGGCACCUUUUACUUUUGUCUUCAAUCAAAUGUCUCUAAGCCUCCUUCGCUUUAUCUCCUCAAGUUCUUCUGCCGCGACAGGAAAGGAUUGCUUCAUGAUGUUACUAAAGUCUUGACAGAGCUUGAAUUUACGAUCCAAAGGGUUAAAGUCAUGACAACACCAGAUGGUAGAGUCUUGGACAUGUUUUUCAUCACUGACGCAAUGGAUCUAUUGCAUACGAAACAGAGACAAACCGAAACGUGUGACCAUCUAACCGCUGUGCUCGGGGAACAUGGUGUGAGCUGUGAGCUUGAACUAGCUGGACCUGAGUUAGAGAGCGUGCAACGGUUCUCUACGCUUUCGCCUGUGGCUGCGGACGAGCUGUUUGGUCUAGAUGGGUCUGAUGUUAGCUCUAGGGCUAACAAAGCGGUUCUUACGGUUGAUAAUCAGUUGAGCCCUGCGCAUACGUUGCUUCAGAUUCAUUGUGUUGAUCAAAAGGGACUUUUCUAUGAUAUCCUCAGGACUUCCAAAGACUGCGAUGUCCACAUUGCUUAUGGUAGAUUCUCGUCAAAGGUUAAAGGAUAUAGGAAUUUGGAGUUGUUUGUUCGAGGCACAGACGGAAAGAAAAUAGCAGACCUGGAACAUCAAGCCAACUUAUGUUCUCGUCUUAAAGAGGAAAUGUCGUGUCCUUUGCGAGUGAUAAUCGUGAACCGAGGACCAGAUUCUGAGCUGUUAGUAGCCAACCCUGUGGAGCUAUCUGGAAAAGGAAGACCGCGAGUUUUCUAUGAUGUCACGCUCGCCUUGAAAUCACUUGGAAUCUGCAUCUUCUCUGCUGAAAUUGGGAGGCACUCAACUUUAGAUCGACAAUGGGAAGUUUAUAGAUUUCUUUUGGAUGAGAGUCGUGAGUUUCCGUUGGCUAGCCUCCGUGCGAGAAAUCAGAUAGUGGAUAGAGUCACAAAGACACUUAUGGGUUGGUGA
This is a messenger RNA of Arabis nemorensis, 1230 nucleotides long. Lineage: Eukaryota; Viridiplantae; Streptophyta; Magnoliopsida; Brassicales; Brassicaceae. The record is from the annotation of a GenBank genome assembly.